AUGGGCAAUUAUUUAGGUUUCCGGGGCAGCCCGUCGCCUAAGGAAAGCAAUAAGCAUCCGUCUCCUUUAAAUAUUACUAAAAGACACUCGGAGGUUUUAAAUGUUGAUCCUCGAUCCCCUAGUGAGGGGAUAGUUAGGACUCCAAUCCAAAUAAAUGACCCACGUUGGCCGUCUGCUGGAGUUAUUCGAACUCCCAUACAAUUUUCCAGUGUUGAGGAUGCAAGCCUCUGUGAUCUGAAUAACUUUGGAACUUUUGAUAGUGUUUUGACCGAGGAUGACUCAAUACAUCGAGGUGACACAGUUGACAAAGCGUCUGCACUGUCAGAUACUGAAGUCACGAACAAUUUGAAAAACGGUGCUCUUAAAAGUAAUUCAAACCGUAGAGUCAGACUUUCUUGGUUAGAGAAACGUAUCAAGCACAAAUCUCUGAAUGAUUCACCUGGUCUGUUUGUCCGGUUUCGACAUAAACAAAACUACGAAAAGUGCAAAACGCAGAAAUUCAACAUUUGCGGAGAUAGUGUAAGCCAUUCAACUGAUAGUGCUCAAUGA
Messenger RNA from Heterobilharzia americana, 549 nucleotides. The record is from the annotation of a GenBank genome assembly. NCBI's taxonomy places the organism in Eukaryota, Metazoa, Platyhelminthes, Trematoda, Strigeidida, Schistosomatidae.